Funneliformis caledonium is the source of this 198-nucleotide messenger RNA. NCBI's taxonomy places the organism in Eukaryota, Fungi, Glomeromycota, Glomeromycetes, Glomerales, Glomeraceae. The record is from the annotation of a GenBank genome assembly.
UUUACUAAAAGUCGAUGGUACAAGAAGAGUAUUGAUACACAGAAAAUUAAUACUUUGGAUGUUUCUUUUGGAAUUAUGAUUAAUGCUGAAAGUGAAAGUUUUGUGAAUUUUAUGUGUGGAAUACAUAAUAAUGAUGAUUUGAAUCAGGAUCUUGAAGUUGAUAAUAUGAUUAAAAAGCGCCAAAUUUAUGGAGAGUGA